Messenger RNA from Electrophorus electricus (electric eel), 2917 nucleotides. RefSeq names its product cadherin 4, type 1, R-cadherin (retinal) (gene cdh4). Gene Ontology annotation, biological process: cell-cell junction assembly; adherens junction organization; multicellular organism development. The record is from RefSeq and is a predicted model, not a curated record. Lineage: Eukaryota; Metazoa; Chordata; Actinopteri; Gymnotiformes; Gymnotidae. Gene Ontology annotation, cellular component: plasma membrane; catenin complex; adherens junction. Gene Ontology annotation, molecular function: cadherin binding; beta-catenin binding; calcium ion binding.
GCCGGGACCCAAAUCCUCUCGCAGCGUUCACCGUCGUGCGCGCGACUCUGCUUGUGCUGGGCGAGCCCGGAGUAAUUAUCGGCGCUUAGCGAGGAACAGACGCGUGUCUCCACCGCGCUUAACGCCAAACAUGCAAACAGGCUUCGUUAUUGCUCUGGCGUGCGCCUUAGUUGUGGAAACAUCACUGGUGAGCCGUGGAGGUCCAACUGCGGAUCCGUGCCGACCUGGAUUCUCCCAGAGCUUCUACAUCGUGUUCAUCUCACAGAACGUGCUGCAAGGGGGCGGCAUUCUGAAAAACACACUGCUCCCCUCAGGCCGAGUGACAUUCGAGUCUUGCUGUCGGAGUGAGAGGAUCAGCUUCGAGAGCAGCGACCCGAAGUUCGGCGUGCACCCGGAUGGCUCUCUCUACGCGGAGCGCGAUGUGGCAAACCUGUCGGAGCCUGUCCAGUUCAUGGUCACAGCUAGGGGGAGCAAGGAGAGCCACAUCUGGGAGACGACCGUCAAACUGGCCAUCGCCGGACAUUCGCUUCCUCCUCCAGACCUCCAGAUCGCCCGAGAAGCCAGUUUCUACCCAAGAUCCCACCACAAUCACUACCCAAAUCCCAGACUUAUCGCAUUCCCGCGGCGACACCAGAGAGGCUCUUCCACCAAUGGACUGCACCGACAGAAGAGAGACUGGGUCAUUCCACCAAUCAAUGUGCCUGAAAAUUCCAGAGGACCCUUCCCACAAAUGCUUGUGAGGAUCCGAUCAGACCAGGAUAAGGAGAUUGAGAUCCGGUACAGCAUAACAGGAGCUGGCGCCGACCAACCGCCAAGUGACGUCUACAUCAUUGACCCCAUCACUGGGAAAAUGUCUGUCACCAAACCCCUGGACCGGGAGGAUCGCGCCUCCUAUCACCUGAGAGCACAUGCAGUGGACAUCAAUGGGAAUCAAAUGGAGCCUCCUAUUGACCUGUACAUUUACGUCAUCGACAUGAAUGACAACAGACCAGAGUUCAAGAACCAGGUGUAUAACGGCUCAGUCCCGGAGGGUUCCAAACCAGGCACGUCGGUGAUGCGCGUGACGGCGUUCGAUGCUGAUGACAGCACCAUGCCGAAUGGCCUGGUGCACUACCGCAUCCUGAACCAGAGCCCGCACACACCCAUCCCCAAUAUGUUCACCAUCAACGGCGUGACGGGCGAGAUCAGCAGCAUUGCAGCGGGUCUCGACCGGGAGAAAGUGUCCCAGUACACACUCAUAGUGCAGGCCACAGACAUGGAGGGCAGUCUCAACUUUGGCCUGUCCAACACGGCAACGGCCCUCAUCACCAUCACCGACAUCAACGACAACCCCCCGGAGCUCGAUGCCAAAACGUUCCUAGGGGAGGUUCCAGAGAAUGCUGUGGGCGUGGUCGUGGCCAAUCUGACCGUCAGAGACAGGGACCAGCCUCACACUCCCAACUGGAACGCCGUAUACCGGAUAGUGAGUGGAGAUCCCAUGGGUCACUUCACCAUUCGCACGGACGAAAUCAGCAAUGAUGGCAGAGUUACUGUGGUCAAGCCUGUGGAUUACGAGAAAAAUGGAGCAUUCAUGCUGAACGUGGUGGUCUCCAACCAGGCCCACCUGUCCAGCGGGAUCCCCUCGUCCCUCUCCUCCACGGCGGGGGUCACCAUCACUGUGCUGGACGUGAACGAGGCGCCUGUCUUCUCCAACCCCAAGAUCAUCCGCUUCGAGGAGGGGGUCCCAUCUGACACCACGCUCACCGUAUUCGCUGCCCAGGAUCCAGACCAUUACUUGCAGCACACGGUCAGGUACUCUAAGCUGUCGGAUCCGGCAAACUGGCUGCGUAUCAACAGGACAAAUGGUCAGAUCACCACCAUGGCCGUCCUCGACCGGGAAUCACCGUACGUGAAGAGCAAUGUGUAUGAAGCGACCUUUCUGGCUGUGGACAAUGGCUCUCCUUCUGCGACCGGAACGGGCACUCUGCAGAUAUAUCUGAUAGAUGUCAACGAUAACGUACCAGUGCUGGUUCCCCGGGAGGCCCAGCUGUGCGAGAGGUCACGACCUAUCUCCAGGAUCAACAUCACGGCUUCCGACGCAGACUCCGAUCCCAACGCAGGGCCGUACGUCUUCGAGCUGCCCUCUUUCCCUCAGUCCGCCCGGCGCAACUGGACCAUCUCACGUAUCAAUGGUGAGUAUGCCCAGCUCAGGCUGAAGAUCCCCUACCUGGAGACAGGUGUGUACCGAGUGCCCAUUCUGGUGUCGGACUCGGGGAACCCUCCCCUCACCAACCGCUCCAUGAUCCGGGUGAAGGUGUGUCCGUGUGACGAGCACGGAGACUGCACCACAGUCGGCGCGGUCGCAUCAGCCAGCCUGGGCACCGGGGCCAUCAUAGCCAUCCUGAUCUGCAUCAUCAUACUGCUCAGCAUGGUGCUGUUCUUUGUCAUGUGGAUGAAGCGACGAGAGAAAGAGCGUCAGACCAAACCUCUGCUUAUCGACCCAGAGGACGACGUCAGAGACAAUAUACUGAAAUACGAUGAAGAAGGGGGAGGAGAGGAGGACCAGGACUAUGACCUGAGCCAGCUGCAGCAGCCCGACACGCUGGACCACAUGAUCAGCAAGUCGGUGGGCGUGCGGCGAGUCGACGAGAGGCCCGUCGUCCCAGAGUCGCAAUACCCGACACGGAACGCCCUGCCGCAUCCCGGCGACAUCGGAGAGUUCAUCAUUGACGGCCUGAGGGCGGCAGACAACGACCCCACCGCUCCGCCGUACGACUCUCUGCUGGUGUUCGACUACGAGGGCAGCGGCUCCACGGCCGGAUCCGUCAGCUCACUGGACUCGUCCAGCUCCGGAGAGCAGGACUACGACUACCUCAACGACUGGGGGCCCCGCUUCAAAAAACUGGCCGACCUCUACGGCGGCAGCGAGGAGGACUGA